Messenger RNA from Cornus florida, 2427 nucleotides. Its product is annotated as protein HOTHEAD. The coding region runs from base 316 to 2058 and encodes 580 amino acids. The record is from RefSeq and is a predicted model, not a curated record. Gene Ontology annotation, molecular function: flavin adenine dinucleotide binding; oxidoreductase activity, acting on CH-OH group of donors. The transcript has 6 exons. Lineage: Eukaryota; Viridiplantae; Streptophyta; Magnoliopsida; Cornales; Cornaceae.
GACUAUUAAUUAGUAUCGACUAGCUUCUUUAAUUUAUAUAUAUAUGGUUUUACAAAGUAAGUGAAAUGCACAACCACUACUAGUGUGUGCCUUUGUCUGGCUCUAAAUUUGCCAAAACACUAGCCUAUUGUGUGUCUCACACUUCCUGCAUUUUCUUCAAUCUUUACGUGUUUUUAGUCCUUACAACCAUAUACUUUGUUUGUAGUAGCUAUUGGUCCCUCAUAUAUCUAACCAGAAAUCUUUGUACCCUUUUGAAGUUACUGCCGCAUAAAUCGUUCAGCUUCAAAGGUUAUAUAAAGGAAUAUCAGGUGUGGCAUGAUGGAUUUUGGGUGGUACUGGAGAUUGAUAUGUGCUGCUGCUCUUGCUGGGAUUCUCUUCUUUCAUGGCGUUUGUUUCGCGGAAACAGCCUCAAACUACACAUUCAUGCAUGAAGCAACCUCAGCCCCGGACAUAUCAUACUAUGACUACAUCAUCAUCGGCGGAGGUACCGCCGGCUGCCCUUUGGCGGCGACUCUCUCCCAAAACUACAGUGUCCUACUACUUGAACGAGGUGGCUCGCCCUAUGGAAACCCUAACAUAACCGACUUGGCCGCAUUCGGCCAACCACUCUCCGACCCUUCCCCAACAUCUCCGUCGCAGCGUUUCAUCUCCGAGGACGGAGUCAUAAACGCCCGUGGUAGGAUUUUGGGUGGUGGGAGCUGCCUGAAUGCAGGGUUCUACACACGCGCCGCCACGGACUACGUGAGGCAAGUGGGAUGGGACGGCCGGCUGGUGAACGAUUCGUACCAGUGGGUGGAAAAGGUGGUGGCAUUUGAGCCACCGAUGAUGCAGUGGCAAUCUGCGGUGAGGGAUGGACUGGUUGAAGUUGGUGUUCUGCCUUACAAUGGUUUCACGUAUGAUCAUUUGAAUGGGACUAAGGUUGGUGGGACCAUAUUCGACCGUGACGGUCACCGGCAUACAGCUGCUGAUUUGCUCCAGUAUGCAAACCCUAAGGGACUCACUGUUCUUCUGCAUGCUUCUGUUCAUAAGAUCUUGUUUCGAAUUAAAGGUAAAACAAGGCCGUUAGCCCAUGGAGUGGCCUUCAGAGACUCGUCCGGGAUUAAGCACAGAGCAUAUCUAAAUAGAGGGCCCAAGAAUGAAAUCAUUGUAUCUGCAGGUGCACUUGGAAGCCCGCAACUUCUGAUGUUGAGUGGAGUGGGCCCUCAAGACCACCUCAAGGCCCAUAACAUCACGGUGGUGCACCACCAGCCCUUGGUUGGCCAAGGCAUGUCUGAUAACCCUAUGAAUGCCAUUUUCAUUCCCUCUCCCGUCCCCGUCGAGGUGUCCCUCAUUCAAGUUGUCGGAAUCACUCAGUUCGGGAGCUAUAUUGAAGCUGCCAGUGGAGAAAACUUCGCGGGUGGAAGCCCACAGAGAGACUUUGGCAUGUUUUCUCCUAAGAUUGGCCAGCUCUCUACAGUCCCGCCAAAACAAAGAACACCAGAAGCCAUAGCCAAAGCAAUUGAAAGCAUGAGUAGUCUUGAUGAAGCAGCUUUUAGAGGAGGAUUCAUCCUUGAGAAGAUCAUGGGACCCCUCUCAACUGGCCAUCUAGAGCUCCGAAAUAAGAACCCUAACGACAAUCCAUCCGUCACAUUUAAUUACUUCAAGGAGCCUGAGGACUUACACAGAUGUGUCGAGGGCAUUAGGAUUAUUGAGAGGAUAAUCGAAUCUAGGUCAUUCUCUAAAUUCAGAUUCGAUUUUUUAUCAGUGCCGGCCCUUCUCAACAUGACAGCACAGUCUCCGGUCAACUUGUUGCCUAGGCACAACAACACUUCCACGUCGCUGGAACAAUUUUGUAAGGACACUGUCAUGACCAUAUGGCACUACCAUGGAGGCUGCCAAGUUAAUAGGGUUGUUGAUCAUGACUAUAAAGUUCUUGGUGUGGAUGCACUACGAGUUAUCGAUGGUUCCACCUUCAAUUACUCUCCUGGAACUAAUCCUCAAGCCACUGUUAUGAUGCUUGGAAGGUACAUGGGAGUUAGGAUACUGAGUGAGAGACUUGCAAGCGAUAAUUCAAAGUAAUUAUCAACUUUAAAUGUAUAUUUUGAUUUUGAGGAUGAUGUGACCUAUAUGCAUGUAUGAGUCAUGAAUACUUAUUGAGUUGGAUUUCACAAUAACGUCUCUCAAAAAAAAAAAAAAAGGACAAAUUAAUUCGGUCAUCUUUGUGGCUUCUUUAGUGGUUAUGGUUAUUUGAAAAUAUACACACAAAUACACAGUUACUAGCUAGUUGAACUUCAUUUUCCGGUAAAUUGGUCGAUUUGAGUAUGGCUGGCUUAAAAAAUAUUGGAGCUGCUACAAAUGAGUUGUCCAAAAUUUGGAAUAUCCUAGUGUAGUGUUUUUGAGCAUCUGGUUUGGUUGCUUAUUUCUAGUGCUUUUGGUGAUUGACAAGUA